AUGUCGGAGCGACAGUCAGCAGACAUGCCACCACCAAACUCCCAGAACGAGCUGCUCCGCAAGGCUGUUGUUUCGUUGGAGAAGAAGCUGAGGGAGAGCACCGAGCGGGUGGCGACGCUGCAGGCGCAGGUGGCGCAGCGGCAGCAGGAGGUUGCGGAACUGCCGGCGGUUCGUGGGCGCCUCGCCGAGGCGCUGGCUACGCGGGAUGCACUGGACCAGCAGGUGGAGCAGUGGCAGCGCACGGCUGCGCAGGCGCGGGGAGAGGUGGAGGAUGCGCGACGGCAGCUGGAACGCACGCAGGCGGCAGUGCAGGCCGCUGAGGCGGCGCAGCAGCGGGUGGCGGAGCAGGCGGCUCAGCUGCGAACAGGAGGCGAGGCGCUGCAGCUGGAGGAGGCACGUGCGCGCGGCCAAGCCGAGAUGCUGGCUCAGCAGGUGCAGCAGCUGGAGGCGGCCAAUGGCAGCCUGCGCCUGGACAACCAGGCCCAUGCCGGCAAGCUCAAAGCAGCGUAUGAGCGGGAGGGGGAGCUGCUGGCAGAGGUGGCGGAGCUGCAGGCGCAGCUGCGGCGGGAGCAGGCAAAGCAGCGGGGCGGCGACUUCUGCGUCGGCUCCGCUGUGGCUCCCACGGCGGCGGCAAUGGGCAGCAGCAGCAGCAGCGGAAACGGGCAAUCCAGCGACUGUCCGGCGGCAGCUGCAUCAGGCCCCUGCAGCCUGGAGCAGAUGCACCGUGGGCUGUUCCUUGCGGCGGCAGCCGAGCUGACAAGAGGGUUCACCGCUCAGGCAGACCGCAAGGCGGGGGAACUGGAACAGCGGCUGGCGGCCAUGUGCGGCGCCGUGGAGCGCCUGCGGCGCCAGCAGGGCGAACUGCGGGCAGACCUUGGGGAGGCGCAGGCGCGGUGCGGCAGGGAGGCGGAGAUGGCGCGGGAGCUGCUGGCCACCAACCUGCUGCUGCACGAGACUGUGGCGGCGCUGAUGGAGCGGGGCACCACGGCCAGGCAGGCAGCGGUGAAGGCGGCUCUGUCUCUAUCGGGAGAGCACCGCGAACUGCUGGUGUAUCAGAAAGCGCUGGCAGCUGAGCUGCAGCAGGUUGCCAGCAGCCUGGCGGUGGCGGAAACAGGGAAGCAGCUGGCGCUCCUGCGCCACCAUGCUCAGGUACAGGGAGAGCUGCGGGGGGUGGCGGCACAGCUCGAGGACAGGGUGCUGCGGCUGACAGCGCUGAGACAGGCAGGGCUGGUGUGA
Chlorella variabilis is the source of this 1236-nucleotide messenger RNA. RefSeq lists its product as hypothetical. The record is from RefSeq and is a predicted model, not a curated record. NCBI's taxonomy places the organism in Eukaryota, Viridiplantae, Chlorophyta, Trebouxiophyceae, Chlorellales, Chlorellaceae. The coding region runs from base 1 to 1236 and encodes 411 amino acids. The transcript has 4 exons.